This is a messenger RNA of Sorex fumeus (smoky shrew), 2585 nucleotides long. It is a transcript of the gene KCNQ1, whose product is annotated as potassium voltage-gated channel subfamily Q member 1. Gene Ontology annotation, cellular component: voltage-gated potassium channel complex; membrane. Gene Ontology annotation, molecular function: voltage-gated potassium channel activity. Gene Ontology annotation, biological process: potassium ion transport; transmembrane transport. The coding region runs from base 1 to 2139 and encodes 712 amino acids. The transcript is spliced from 17 exons. The record is from RefSeq and is a predicted model, not a curated record. NCBI's taxonomy places the organism in Eukaryota, Metazoa, Chordata, Mammalia, Eulipotyphla, Soricidae.
AUGCCCGGCUGUGCCAAGCUGCACCGGCCCUGGCCUGUCCGUUGCCCCAACCACAACCGACAGUCUCUGGACAUCAGGAAGAAAAGCAAGUCCCCCGUGGCAGAGUCCUUUGACCUUUGCCCGCUCCUUGUGCCCUGCUCGCCCCGCCUGGCCAUGGCCGCGUCCCCGGGCCGGCCCGAGCGCGCGCGCUGGGGCCUGGGCCGCCUGGCCGGCGCGCGGAGGGGCAGCGCGGGCGCGGCCAGGAGGGGCCCCUGCCCGCUGGAGCUGGCCGAGGGCGGCGCGGCCGCCGGCGCCCACUACGCGCCCGUGGCGCCCCCCGCCGCGCGCCCCGCCGCCGCGCCCCCCGAGCGCCCGCCCGCCGGCCCGGACCCGCGCGUGUCCGUGUCCGCCUACGGCGCGCGGCGGCCGCUGCUGGCGCGGACGCACGUCCAGGGCCGCGUGUACAACUUCCUCGAGCGCCCCACGGGCUGGAAGUGCUUCGCCUACCACUUCGCCGUCUUCCUCAUCGUCCUGGUGUGCCUCAUCUUCAGCGUGCUGUCCACCAUCGAGCAGUACGUGGUGCUGGCCACGGGCACUCUCUUCUGGAUGGAGAUCGUCCUGGUGGUCUUCUUCGGCACGGAGUACGUGAUCCGCCUGUGGUCGGCUGGCUGCCGCAGCAAGUACGUGGGGCUCUGGGGCCGGCUGCGUUUCGCCCGGAAGCCCAUCUCCAUCAUCGACCUCAUCGUGGUCGUGGCCUCCAUGGUGGUCCUCUGCGUGGGCUCCAAGGGCCAGGUGUUUGCCACCUCGGCCAUCAGGGGGAUCCGCUUCCUACAGAUCCUCCGGAUGUUGCACGUGGACCGGCAGGGCGGCACGUGGCGGCUCCUGGGCUCCGUGGUCUUCAUACACCGGCAGGAGCUCAUCACCACGCUGUACAUCGGCUUCCUGGGCCUCAUCUUCUCCUCGUACUUUGUGUACCUGGCCGAGAAGGACGCCGUGAACGAGUCGGGCCGCGUGGAGUUCGGCAGCUACGCGGACGCGCUGUGGUGGGGAGUGGUGACGGUCACCACCAUCGGCUACGGGGACAAGGUGCCGCAAACGUGGGUGGGGAAGACCAUCGCCUCCUGCUUCUCCGUCUUCGCCAUCUCCUUCUUCGCGCUGCCCGCGGGCAUCCUGGGCUCGGGCUUCGCGCUGAAGGUGCAGCAGAAGCAGCGGCAGAAACAUUUCAACCGGCAGAUCCCGGCGGCCGCCUCCCUCAUCCAGACGGCCUGGAGGUGCUACGCGGCCGAGAACCCCGACUCGUCCACCUGGAAGAUCUACGUGCGAAAGCAGCACCGCAGUCCCCCUCCGCUGGCGCCCAGCCCCAAGCCCAAGAAGUCUGUCAUGGUGAAGAAGAAGAAGUUCAAACCGGACAAGGACAACGGGCUGAGCCCCGGGGAGAAGGCGCUGGUGGUCCCCCAGAUCACCUGCGAGCCGCCGGCAGAGGGGCGGAGGCCCGUGCACUUCUCCGUGGACGGCUUUGAGACGCCGGUCAGGAAAAUCCCCACCCUGCUGGAGGUGACCUCGGCCCCGUUCCUGCGCAGCAGCAGCUUUGCCGAGGACUUGGACCUGGAGGGGGAGACGCUGCUGACCCCCAUCACCCACGUGUCACAGCUGCGCGAGCAUCACCGAGCCACCAUCAAGGUCAUCCGCCGCAUGCAGUACUUCGUAGCCAAGAAGAGGUUCCAGCAAGCACGGAAACCGUACGACGUGCGCGACGUCAUCGAGCAGUACUCCCAGGGCCACCUCAACCUCAUGGUGCGCAUCAAGGAGCUGCAGAGAAGGCUAGACCAGUCCAUCGGGAAGCCAUCGCUCUUCAUCUCCGUCUCAGAGAAGAGCAAGGACCGCGGGGGCAACAGCAUCGGUGCCCGCCUGACCCGGGUGGAGGACAAGAUGGCUCAGCUGGACCAGAGGCUGGUGCUCAUCACAGAGAUGGUCCACCAGCUGCUGUCUCUGCACCAGGCUGGCCCCCCGGGGGACCGGGACCCCCUGGGGGGCGAGCCCCCAGCGGUCCUGCCCUGCCGUGGCAGCGUUGUCCGCCCCGAGCUCUUCCUGCCCAGCAAUGCCCUCCCCACCUAUGAGCAGCUGACCGUGCCACCCCGGGGUCUGGACCCGGCGUCCUGAUUGGGGACAGAGCGGGCAGGGCUUGGGGGGUCUCGGCAGAGGCCUCCCGGUGCCAGCCACCUCCUCACAGAUCCUCCUCCCGAGGCCCCCGAGGCCCCUGGAAUGGCCACUUCUGGCCAGUGGAGUCCAGCACUCACCUCUCUGUUCCAAGAUUGCAGCCCCACGUGGCCCUGUGAUGACCGGGGUCGUGGCAGGGUCCAGCUCCACCCGUGGCAGGGCCCUGGGGAAGUGCUGUGGGCUUGGGGGGCUCCCGUGGAUCCAGCCGGCACUCCAGGCCCAGGGGCCAGUCCACGUGGGCGGGGCCCCACUGUGACUGGAGAGAGGAGAUGCCGCCCACCCCCCCCAGCGGCAGACCUGGCCUCCUCUCCUAGCCCGGCAGGGAUGCCCUCGGGGAGGGCCUGGGCACAGGAGGGGCGGCAGCGGCUGGCUCCUGCCCCACCCACUGU